UCCCCGGCCCUCUCCGCGGUCCUCGUCCUCGGGCGCGCAGCCCCUAGCGGCGCGUCACUGCGAGGCCGGCCUGCGCGCCUCCCUCUCCCCUCCUCCCGCUCGACGCGAUCCGCUCGGGGAGGCGGGGAAGCAGCCGGAGCGCGACCGCCGCGGAGCCACCCUGCAGCCGCCAGUCGGAGGUGCAGUCCGCAGGCCCUGGAGCUCGGGCGGGCCCUCGGGGAGUCGGCGCCGCUCCCGGGGAGCUGCGAGGCUCGCCUCUGUCCGGCGCGGGGGGGCGCGGAGGAUAUUCCUGGUGAUCUCUGAAGAGUUCAUAUCAUGGAAUCGAUCUCUAUGAUGGGAAGCCCUAAAAGCCUUAGUGAAACGUUUUUGCCUAAUGGCAUAAAUGGUAUCAAAGAUGCAAGGAAGGUCACUGUAGGUGUAAUUGGAAGUGGGGAUUUUGCUAAAUCCUUGACCAUUAGACUUAUUAGAUGUGGCUACCAUGUGGUCAUAGGAAGUAGAAAUCCUAAGUUUGCUUCUGAGUUUUUUCCUCAUGUGGUAGAUGUCACCCAUCAUGAAGAUGCUCUAACAAAAACAAAUAUUAUAUUUGUUGCUAUACAUAGAGAACAUUACACAUCCCUGUGGGACCUAAGACAUCUGCUUGUGGGUAAAAUUCUGAUUGAUGUGAGCAAUAACAUGAGGAUAAACCAGUACCCAGAAUCCAAUGCUGAAUAUUUGGCUUCAUUAUUCCCGGAUUCCUUAAUUGUCAAAGGAUUUAAUGUUGUCUCCGCUUGGGCACUCCAGUUGGGACCAAAGGACGCCAGCCGGCAGGUUUAUAUAUGCAGCAACAAUAUUCAAGCUCGACAGCAGGUUAUUGAACUUGCUCGCCAGCUGAAUUUCAUUCCCGUUGACUUGGGAUCUUUAUCUUCAGCUAGAGAGAUUGAAAAUUUACCCCUACGACUAUUUACUCUCUGGAGAGGGCCAGUGGUGGUAGCCAUAAGCUUGGCCACGUUUUUCUUCCUUUAUUCCUUUGUCAGAGAUGUGAUACAUCCAUAUGCAAGAAACCAGCAGAGUGACUUUUACAAGAUUCCUAUUGAGAUUGUGAAUAAAACCUUACCUAUAGUUGCCAUUACUUUACUAUCCCUGGUAUACCUAGCAGGUCUCCUGGCAGCUGCCUAUCAGCUCUAUUAUGGCACUAAGUAUAGAAGAUUUCCACCUUGGUUGGAAACCUGGCUACAGUGUAGAAAACAGCUCGGAUUACUAAGUUUUUUCUUUGCUGUGGUCCAUGUUGCCUACAGCCUCUGCUUGCCGAUGAGGAGGUCAGAGAGAUACUUGUUUCUCAACAUGGCUUAUCAACAGGUUCGUGCAAAUAUUGAAAACUCUUGGAAUGAGGAAGAAGUUUGGAGAAUUGAAAUGUAUAUCUCCUUUGGCAUAAUGAGCCUUGGCUUACUUUCCCUCCUGGCAGUCACUUCCAUUCCUUCAGUGAGCAAUGCUUUAAACUGGAGAGAAUUCAGUUUUAUUCAGUCUACACUUGGAUAUGUUGCUCUGCUCAUAAGUACUUUCCAUGUUCUAAUUUAUGGAUGGAAACGAGCUUUUGAAGAAGAGUACUACAGAUUUUAUACACCACCAAACUUUGUUCUUGCUCUUGUUUUGCCCUCAAUUGUAAUUCUGGGUAAGAUAAUUUUACUGCUUCCAUGUAUAAGCCGAAAGUUAAAACGAAUUAAAAAAGGCUGGGAAAAGAGCCAAUUUUUAGAAGAAGGUAUUGGAGGAACAAUUCCUCAUCUCUCCCCAGAGAGGGUCACAGUAAUGUGAUAAUAAAUGGUGCUCACAGAUGCCAUAUAAAGUUCUACUCAUGCCAUUAUUUUUAUGACUUCUAUGUUCAGUUGCAAGUGUGCUGUCAAAUUACUGUGGGUUGAAACUUGUUAAAUGAGAGUUCAGCUGAAUUAGUGACAGGAUUUUUUUCAAGUUUCACAGAUGUCAUGUUUUGCCAAUAUAAACUUUUGUAGUCAACAUAUUGUUAAAAUUUAGAUAUUUUUUGUUUUGUUUUGCACAGCCAAAACACUAUUGUUAUUUUAACUAUGUUUCAUAAUCAGGCAAAAAAUACUUAUAGUUAAUAAUAUAGAUAUACUGUUUAAAGCAAUUUGCCAACCUCAGAAUUUUAGGCUUUUAAAAUAACUCAGUGGGUAUAUUUUUUUUUCUGAAGCUUCAGUAAGGUUUUAUAAUACAACCUAAGAAAUAGAAAUGCAUAAUCAUACAUUAUUUUUAAGAAAGGAUACAUUACAUUAGCAUCUAGGUAAGGGUGCAUGGUAACCUUCCUCUGUUU
Messenger RNA from Carlito syrichta (Philippine tarsier), 2299 nucleotides. RefSeq names its product STEAP2 metalloreductase (gene STEAP2). Gene Ontology annotation, biological process: copper ion import. Bases 316 to 1788 code for a protein of 490 amino acids. Gene Ontology annotation, cellular component: plasma membrane; endosome. The record is from RefSeq and is a predicted model, not a curated record. Lineage: Eukaryota; Metazoa; Chordata; Mammalia; Primates; Tarsiidae. The transcript has 5 exons. Gene Ontology annotation, molecular function: ferric-chelate reductase (NADPH) activity; cupric reductase (NADH) activity.